UCUGGCUGUACUUCAUCCCCUCGCGUGCAGCUUAAACAAACAGGCAAGUGUCACAUAGCUACCUUGAAGGGGCGUCGUGUCUUCAACACUAAAGGGUAGAAAUCUUGUUCUGCUCCUGUAUUUCGCUCUUUAUGGUCAACUGUUGAUUAAUUCAUGCAAAAAUGAGGCUCAUGGCUUGCUACACUACACUGUUCCUGUCUCUCUUCAGCCUGACUGACCAGACUAAAGGUCGACCUAAACCCCUAGUGGCUCAAGGGACGGACUGCAGCAACAUCAAAGACCUCUUCCCCACUGCAGCCAGUGGAGUCUACCUCAUCCAGCCCCUGGGAUUCAAUGUUCCUUUCAAGGUGUUCUGUCGGAUGCUCCCUGACGGAGGCUGGACAGUGUUUCAGAAGCGUACUGGCGGAGCCGUUUCCUUCGACAGGAAAUGGGCCGAGUACAAACAUGGCUUUGGCAGUCCACGAAAGGACCACUGGCUUGGCCUGUGUAAAGUCUACGCUAUAACCAAAGCAGCCGGGACCAGGUGGACCAUGAAGGUGGAUCUGAGGGACUUUGGAGGGGGCGGAGCCUUUGCUGAGUACGAUGACUUCAAGCUGGGUGGCAUGAGGAGUUCCUACAGGCUGACGGUUGGAGACUACAGGGGAAACGCAGGCGACGCAAUCCGUGGAGGCUCUGCUGGUGCUGACCAGAACGGUUUUGGCUUCAGCACUAAAGAUGUGGACGCAGACGGCUGUUCUCCCUGCAUCUUCGGUGACAUUGCAGUGAAUAAGUGCACUUCUUUUAUGGGAGGGGGUUGGUGGUACAGUCGCUGUGGAUCUGCCAGCCUCAACGGUGACUGGCACCCUGCCGGAGAGAACCGGGGAUGGGCGUCUGGCCUCCACUGGCUCACCUGGAGGGGGCCCGGACCAUACUCAGCCAGCGCCUCACGCAUGAUGAUCAAGGCUAUGGGGGACAACACAGCCCCCUCCUGAUGAGGAUCAAGGAUGUUUAUAUCAUUCUAGUGUGUUUGGAUCACCUGUGUCCUUGUUUGCCAUUGAACUAGACAUUUGAGGGGAAGAAGGCUUUUCAUUCAUGCGGUGUUUAGACUAUAGAUUGGGAUUGUGGUAACGAUGAAUCCAUUCCUUCGGAUGUUCCAAACCAACCAGUAAUUUACCAGUUUACACUGGGCCUAUAUUGGGGGGCUUUCAACCAGUUUCAAAAGAAUCCUAUAACUUGUUUAAUGUGUGUAAAAUAAUCAGAACUAUCAAAACAGUAAAAGCACACAGACGUCAAUCAUCCCCAUGCAGUGUAUAGUCCUGUAAUGUGAAUAUUAAUAUAGAUAUGCUUAGGACAAAGAAAUGUGCGGCAUUGCUGUUUAAAUG
Osmerus eperlanus (European smelt) is the source of this 1361-nucleotide messenger RNA. Its product is annotated as angiopoietin-related protein 1-like. The transcript is spliced from 7 exons. NCBI's taxonomy places the organism in Eukaryota, Metazoa, Chordata, Actinopteri, Osmeriformes, Osmeridae. The coding region runs from base 162 to 971 and encodes 269 amino acids. The record is from RefSeq and is a predicted model, not a curated record.